UUAUGGGGGAUCCAGGACCCCGAGACGGGAUGGACCCUGACCGACCGACGGCUGCGAAGAAUUCACUGAGGCGGUUCAUACCGGGAUAAAAAAUAUUUUUUGUGAGCAGUCAUAAACAAGCAGUCAGUGAGCUGCAGAGGAGGCGGUGUUUGCUGGGAUUCAGUCAGAGCCACAGUUGCGGCUGGUAGGUUAACGAGGAGAGGGGGACGUGAGGAAACUGGGAAGGCAGCACUUUUUAAACACCUCGGGAUCCGAAGGGCGACGAUAAUGGAUGAAUUGUUGAUUAGAAGCCGGCCCGGUCAGCCCAACACAGUCGGAGCAGGGUGGGUUCAUCCGGUGUGAAAUCAGUCGGCUGUAAUCUGUUGGCCUCUCCUCCGCCGGGCGGCGAUGUCCGCGUUCUGCCUAGACCUGCAGACGUCUGCCGUGGUUUCAGCACCACUGGAGCUGGACAGCGACUGCAUGGAGUCCCGGGCUAGCCCCACCGCUCAGGAGCCCGGCGGCUUUCAGGGUCAUCCGCUGCGGCACGCCGGUUCCGGAGGCCUCGGCAUGGCCUUGGAGGAGGAACUGGCCAUGCUUACCGGGGAGCGGGGAGGUGAGGAGCAGCUCUCAGACCCAGAGACGCCUGCGGUGGGGCAUAACGCAGACUUGCUGUCGCUCUUUCGCCAAAAGGAAAAAGACUUGGUUUUAGCUGCUAAACUCGGCAAAGCGUUGCUGGAGAGAAACCAAGACUUGACCAAGCAAUAUGAGAAAAUGCACAAAGAUCUCAACGAGAAAUUGGAGCACUUGGAGCAAGAGAAGCAUGAGCUGCGACGGCGUCUGGAAAGCCGGGAGGGGGAAUGGGAGGGCCGGGUGGCCGAGCUGGAGACGGAUGUCCAGCAGCUGCAGGGCGAGCUGGAGCGACAGCAAGUCCAGCUGAAAGAAGCUGACAGGGACAAGACCAAGGCCAUCAGCGAGCUCUCAGAACAGAACCACAGACUGCUGGAGCAACUCAGUAGGGCUGCAGAGGUGGAGAGGCAGCUGUCCACUCAGGUCCAUUCAUUACGGGAUGACUUCAGGGAGAAGAGUGUGUCCACACGCCAGCACAUGACACGACUAGAGACUCUACAGGCUGAGUUGCGGCAGAGCCAGCUGGAGCUGCUGGAGGUCCAGGUGUCCCACAGGCAGCUGGCCGCUAGGUUGGAGGAGCUGACGGAGGAGCACAGCCUCCAAACUCUGACCCCCCAUCCCUCCAGCCUGCUGUGCGAGAUAGAGCAAAGUAUGGAGCAGGAGGAGCAGGAGCAGGAGAGGGAGCAGCUACGUCUUCAGCUAUGGGAGGCCUACUGUGAAGUUCGCUCACUUUGCUCUCAUCUGCGGGGAAACGAUGUCACGGAUUCAGCGCUGUCCACUGACUCUUCCAUGGACGAGUCCUCUGAGACUUCCUCAGCCAAGGAUGUGCCUACUGGGAGCCUCCACACCAGCUUGCUAGAGCUACGGAGGCUCACUCAGAAUCUGCUGGAUGGCAAUGAGUCUACGGGCUCACGGCGUAGUGAUGAGGAGGCUCUGGAGGAGCAGGUGAGGAAACUGGGAGAAGAGUUACGGGAAGUCAGAGAGCUGUAUGAGGCGGAGCAGGACAAAACACGCGGCAAUGAAGAUGAGCUGCUGCAGCUGCACAACCAGGUGGCACUGCUCUCUGUAGAGAUGCGCUCUCUCCAAGAAGAGAACGAGCGAAUGAGGACAAUGGCUGAAGUUCGAGAACCCAGCGAGCAGCUCCAGAGUGCGAUCAGAGACCGAGACGAUGCCAUAGCUAAGAAGAAAGCGGUGGAAAUGGAGCUGGCCAAAUGUAAAAUAGACAUCAUGUCUCUGAACAGCCAGCUGUUGGACGCCAUCCAGCAGAAGCUCAAUUUGUCGCAGCAGCUGGAGGCUUGGCAGGAUGAUAUGCACAGAGUGAUUGACCAGCAGCUGAUGGACAAGCACCAGGACGAGUGGCGCGCGGCCCCUACAUCUCUGUCGGGGUCGUCCGUAACCCACAGGGGUCAGUCCUCAAGAAGAGCUCAGCGCAUCUCCGACCGGGACAAGAGACUUUUCUCUUUUUUCAAAAAGAACUGAACCCUAUCAUGCUGGCCCUGAGCACAGCCGACAGACGCAGACGGACGAGGCGCAGGACAAGGAGGGUAGUGACAUCCCAAUACAGGGGGUAAAAACACAGCCAAAGACAGGCAGUGGCACAUGCACACUGAGGUAUUUUUUUGGGGAGUGGGUCAUUUUGCACUUUAUCUGUCCCAUUAUUCUUCUCCUUAGUGAUUAAUUGGUGACUGCUGACAGUGAGUGAAAUGUUGAGAACUUCCCCAGAGGCUUUGGCUUAAGCCCCUCACAUAGAAAGCAAUUGAUCUUACAGAGCAUGAACAGGGUCAUGAAAUGUACCUCCAGAAGGGGAGGUUUCCUUGUAGUGCCUAAAACUAUCUCUACUACCCCACUGCCAACUCUGUAGAGAAAGAAGACUAUUUAUUAACUCUUACUGUAUGCAUCCCAGUUAGCAGGCCAAGGAGUCUGGGGAAAGACGGGAAGAUACGUGUGACCAAGCAGGAUCGCGAAGAAAAGAUGAGGAUAGUUGGAGAAAGCUAUAAGUCUAUAAUACUAUAAGACAUGAUGACAGAAUAUGACCGCUAUCCUCCAGGUACAGAGCAACAGUGCUCCAGUCAGCCCAUGUGAUCGCUCAGGUUUAUUCAUUUGUUCAGGGGAACAUGAGGCUUGAUGUAUCAGGAAUAUAGAGUGUUGUUUACUUGGCUUAAGUGAGUGGGGGGGGGGAAAUCCCCAUCAUUUAUAGCCCCACAUCCAAACGCUCAGAGUAAGAAAAAAUAUCUCUACAGGGGUAUCACAAAUAUAUACAUACACUAUUAAAGCUGCACUAAGCAAUAUUUUUAUAGAAAUAAAUAGCUUAACGUUUGUUUGCUUUUUCUCAUUAAAUCCACGAAGACAUCACUAUCUUUAUUCCAUUAUUUUGAUUCCAACUUUUUUGGCCCUGAAAUUUAUUUGGCACAAAGAAACGUAUCUCUAAAACGACUGCUAAUGCUACAGCCCUUUGCCCAAUGGAUCAGUGAACCGUAGACUUUAUAGAAAAUUCUGGACUCUAUAGUUUUGAAACUUCAAUUUAAGCAUUUUGGCCUCUGCAUGUUGUGUUUUUGGAGCCAGAGCUUGGAUCAGACUGCGUUGAUAAGCUAAUUAGUGCUAAGUAGCAUUAAGAACAUACCAGAAAUUCAUUAACCAAAACUCCAGCAGAUGUUCUGUAUGGCACAGCUGCCGUAUAUAUUUUCAGAAGAUUCUACUUAAAAAAGUUCAAAAAGAAAAGAAACCACAUAUAUGGUGUUUAGUUCAAUUUAGCAGAGGUGAAGCCUACAGCUUCUAGCUAGCUGUUAGCACACCUGCUAGUCAAAAGGACCACACCCAAGUUUAUAGCCUUGGGUUUAUACCCUAAUGGAAUAGUUAAUUGUAAGGCUGUAAACAUGGAUUUUAACAUCCAUGUUAACAUGAGACUUUAGGGGAAUCACUCACUUUUGGAGCCAGCCUUAAGUGACUGCUGCAGGCAGUUUUUGGAACUGCUUUUUCAGCUCUGGGGAUGUGGUCAUGUUGCCAAACAACUUUAAUAAAAUUUGACAUUAUGUGUUUUUGAAGUAUUUGCAGAUAGUUCCAUUUGGAACAGUUGGUUUAGCUUUAAAGAAAUUAUUUUUCCAUUGAAAGCAGGAGAAGAAACUCAAAUCCUAAGUUGUUUUUUUUUUUUUUUAUUGUUUGUUUGUUUGUUUUGUAUAAUGCAACCAACACUCUCCGACACCUCUCCAGCCUACCUUUUACCUGUUGUACUUUACAACACUUUUUUCAGGUUAGUGUAAGUUUCUAGCUUCCUAACCCAAAAAGAAAAGGAUAAUAAUAUUUGUAUUAUAUUAAGAGAAUAUCUGAAUUGCGUGAAUGUGUAAUGAUCUGUGUUAUGAACACAGUCAGGCCUCCAUGUUCACCUCUGACACCUGAAUAAACCUUUGGGUAGCUCAAGUAAUUUACAAAGCUGUUAUUUUUCUACAUUUAAUGUUAUAUUUAAGAUUUAAAAAUGUAUAAUUUUUUUAAAAUGAUAAUCUACUGUUGAAUAUUGUCCCCAUGAUGUCAAUCAUCUUCCUAGUUGACCAAAAUUUCCAAUAUGUUUACAUCAGCUUGAGAAGAAGGCAGAACUGCUGUAUGUAGAGUGCUCAUCAGCUCUCCAUGUCAACAACAACGUGUUGAAUUUCGCAUUGUUAAAAGGCAUGUCAGUGUACAGUAACGCCACAAAACGUCCUCCACAGUGGUCAGCAUCUGCUGCUUUGCUUUGCGUUUACCACUAUCAGAAAAGUUCUACCUCCAUUCUCAUUGCUUCAGUACUUCACGGGCACUUUGAUUUCUCGGCUGCGGGAUUCCGUUCUUUCCGUAGGUGACGUCUGUCGUCGAAAAGCACGCGUUGACCUGAAAAUGCAUGGACGACUCCCAGUGUGGUGCAGCGAUGUCUCUCAUGUCUGUCUGUGUUUGAACUCACGUCUAACGCAGCUGUGCAAACCUAUGCAGAUGUCUUUGUGUUGUCUCAGCUGGUUGUAGGGGGAGGAUCAACCCAAAGAAUGAUUUUUAUAUAAAAAAAAGUAAUAGGUUUGGAUGAAAUUGAUAUAUUUAUAUGAAAAAAAUGUGUACCUUUUGAAUGAAAGUCUUUUUGUAGACAGAAGAACACCUGUAUAAUGUUGUUUGUAGACUGUAUUUUAUUUUCUUCUGUUUUCUUCUGUUUUUGUUGUUCUGGUGUGGCAUGCAGUAGAGAUUAUAGUCCCAGUCAAGUCAAUCCCAGGAGAUCAAACAACCUAAACUUUGCAUCAUGUCCACAGUCAUCCCUUAAAAACAUCACCUCACUUCAGUUUAUCUGACACGUUCUCAUACAACUUUUUGAUAAGGCAUCCCAUAUAAAUAGUUCAUAAAAUAUCACAAGUAGUUUAACUACCACUAAAUUGCUUACUAAUGCUUUAGGGAUUAUUUAUGAACAUUGGUUGAGUUUUUAAGUUUGAUUGAGAAAAAUCAAACUGCUAAUAAAGGAAUAGCUUGUCAGGUUGCUAAAUAUGUGAACUUCCUGUUGGUAGCUGUUUGUUUAGAUGUGACUAUGUGUCUGAGUGCAAAUAUGACAUUUAUAACAUAUUGUCAGUGGCCUGUUGUGUAAAUGAAUCAACAGCCCACUUGCUCAUAAUGCAAAAAUAGGUGACUUAUUUUAAAGAUCCCAAUAAGAGUCUGCAUAAGGCAUUACAAUAAUAUCAGUUAUGUGUAUUAAUAGUUUGUUGACCUUUAAUGCAGCCUUUGAAAAAUCCCUCCAUUUACGGGUGUCUUAUCACAAAGUUCUCUCCUGCUCUGUUUGAUGUGAUGUGAUCAGAAACGUGUUCCCCCUUCUGGCAGAAAUAAGCAGUAAGUGUGAUGGAGUAUGGAUUUAAAAACUGGACCUUCAGAUUUGUGACUGGAUGACAGGUGUGAAAAAGCCCUGACUCAACACCAGUGGCUCCUGCCCAUCACCAGACUUCAGUUUGUUUGUUUUUUCAUCAUACUGUGUACCAUAUUCAGUUCUGUCAGCAUGGUGUUCUUUUCCUCAGUCGACUGUAUCCACUCCUUCAUUUUCCGACUGGAAGCAUUUUUAAAACUCUGUGUGCUGUGUCUCUGUGGUAAACAUCACGCUGCUGCCACCGUGGAUCGAGUGUGUCCAGGGGCAGACAGACAUGCCAUUGAAUGUUUGCUUGUGUCUCCUUGGGCGGAUGUUGUUUAGGAAUUUAAAGCUUUUGUUGGGCCCAUUGUGCUCCAUGUGAGUGCUUCCAUUCACCCAUGACUAACGGCACUGUUUCAGUUAGAAAAUGCUUCAAACUAUUCAAAAUAUUAAUCAUGCAAUUUUCUUAAGACUUUUUUGUUUGUUUGUUUUUGUACGAAUAAAUACUUUACAAUCAA
Oreochromis aureus is the source of this 5958-nucleotide messenger RNA. It is a transcript of the gene bicdl1, whose product is annotated as BICD family like cargo adaptor 1. The coding region runs from base 388 to 2085 and encodes 565 amino acids. The transcript has 9 exons. NCBI's taxonomy places the organism in Eukaryota, Metazoa, Chordata, Actinopteri, Cichliformes, Cichlidae. Gene Ontology annotation, biological process: Golgi to secretory granule transport; vesicle transport along microtubule. The record is from RefSeq and is a predicted model, not a curated record.